Messenger RNA from Cydia strobilella, 9824 nucleotides. Its product is annotated as sortilin-related receptor-like. NCBI's taxonomy places the organism in Eukaryota, Metazoa, Arthropoda, Insecta, Lepidoptera, Tortricidae. Gene Ontology annotation, cellular component: membrane; Golgi apparatus. Gene Ontology annotation, molecular function: protein binding. The coding region runs from base 108 to 6608 and encodes 2166 amino acids. Gene Ontology annotation, biological process: post-Golgi vesicle-mediated transport. The transcript has 29 exons. The record is from RefSeq and is a predicted model, not a curated record.
UAACUUCAUGUUUUCCAAUAUUUUUCUCACGGCGGCGCAGUCAGAUUCGUUUAGUACAAAACAAAUUACGAGUCAGUUCAGUUGGAUAUGCAGUGAGUGAUGACAAAAUGUUGGUGACACUUGAUCUACGUAUCGGUAUAUUUGCCGUUAUAUAUUUAUUUACUUGUGCGGUGUGCAUACAGUAUGGAAGCCCUGGGAACACUUUAUACGUGGCAGAAGAGUCUCAAAGGGGCUUGGGUAAAACUAUUGUGAUAAACAGAGCCGAAGAGGAGGGUUCUGGUCUAGAAAGGAGAAAACGAGAUGCAUCCGAGUCAACGCCUCCGGCACUUGAAAAGAACAUAACUACAUGGACUACUCAUUUAAAUGACAGCCAUCAGCAGCUCAUGGUGCACUGGGUGGGCGAGGGCUCCAAUGUCAUCAUCUGCCUGGCUCGGGACUCAAGCCCCAAGAGUAAGGGAGUGUUCUCACCGUCUGCCUUGUUCAUCUCAUAUGACUAUGGGAAGAACUUCACUAAUAAAACGGACAUGUUCAAACUGGAUGACACACCCAACAGUGGAUACGCCCAGUUGGAUAAGUUCUUUAAUCAUCCAAAGUACCCAGAGUUCUGUGUAUUUGUGGACGCCACCAAUAAGAAGUUGUUCUACACAAAUGACAAUGGGCAACACAUUAAUCGCUCAGAUCUGGACUUCCACCCCAGCGAGUUGGCCUUUGAUGAGGAGUUCCCCAACAUAUAUGUGAUCUUGGAUAAAGUGGACUCUAACAGACAUCUAUAUCUGACCAUGGACGGGGGUAAAUCCUUCAAGAAAAUCCAGAGUUACGUCAAAACGUUCAUCUGGGCCUCCGGACCGGGUAUUCAGAAGACGUUCUACGUUGAACGUUGGAAGCCGAAUGGUACCAGCACGGUGCUUAGUGCCAGUGACCCUACGGACUUUGAACAUGCCACCACGGUCUUCCAGGAUGCUAAGGACUUUCAGAUCAAAGGAGAUUUCAUGUUUGCGACGAAGCUCAGUAAAGAGCGCAAAACAUUGGACUUAUACAUCUCUCACAUGAAAGGUCCCUUCUACAAAGCCGAAUUCGAAACCGAACUCGACAUGAAGAAGUUCCACAUCGCCGACGUGACCGACAAACGUAUAUUCGUCUCUGUCAUGCACACGGAGAUUCUAGCGGAUCUGUACGUGUCUGAGAUCAGCAAUGAUUUCACUCGGUACAACUUUAUGCUGAGUUUGGAACAGAUCCUGUGCUAUUUCCCGGAUGGGAACUGGAAGGAUACUUGGCUAGAGGACAUGACCGAAGACCCAUUCACGGACCUUUACCGCGUCGAGGGCCUCAAGGGCAUCUACAUAGCGUCCCGAGUGGAUUCCAAGGCGCAGGUGUCCCACGUGGGCCCCGAGCACCUCAUAUCGCUCAUUACGUUCGACCACGGCGUUACUUGGUCGCCGGUCAACCCGCCUACUGAGGACGAAAACGGCAAGCCGCUCAACUGUCACAUCGAGAAUUCAUGCAGCCUCCACUUAUGCCAGAAAUUCAGUCAACUGUACCCGGUGACGAGCCCUCCAAGGAACGUACGCAACAACCUAAGAUCCGCAAGUAUCAUGAGUUCCAAAUCAGCGCCAGGGAUCAUCAUGGCCACCGGUGUGAUGGGCAAGUCCCUCAAGGGCAUCCCCGGUGUCUACCUCAGUCGCGACGCUGGUCUAACUUGGAAGAGAAUUCUUAAGGACUACUAUUUCUUUAACUAUGGCGACCAUGGCGGCGUUUUGGUGGCUGUUAAAUACUUUAAACUGCGCGGGGAAACGAAUAAAAUUCUAUAUUCGACGAAUGAGGGGAUUGAGUGGAAUUCUUAUAAGUUCAACGCAGACGACCUCCGCAUAUACGGGCUCAUGACCGAACCGGGAGAAAAUACAACUACCUUCACGAUGUUCGGCUCAGCCAAUGAGCAACAUCAGUGGAUCAUCAUUACCAUAGAUUUGCAAAACGCCUUCGGCAGAAACUGCACCCCGGACGACUACAAAUUCUGGUCACCCUCGCCCCCUAACUCCUCAGUAUCCUGCGUAUUAGGAACUAGAGACACCUUCCAACGAAGACUCGCACACACUAAUUGCUACAACGGCAUUAAUUACGAUAGACCCGUUAAAAAAGAACUCUGCGAAUGCAGCAGACGAGACUUCGAAUGCGAUGUCGGCUUCCAGUUAAAUAAUAACGCAUGCGUUCGCAAUAAAUCUGCCAAACACGACCCCUACGCUACCCCGUUCCCGUGCCGACCUGGCACUCUUUACCAAAGAACUAAAGGAUACAGAAAAAUCGAUGGUGAUGUUUGUAAAUCAUCAACUUACAUACCUUAUGCGCCUGACAUGGUUCCUUGCCCGUUAGACGAACCGACAGAGUUUAUUUUAGUUGCUUUAAGAGAUAAAAUCGCACGGAUAGAUUUAUCUGACAAUUCUACGAUAUUCCCAGUCAAAGGACAGAGCAAUAUAGUCGCUAUAGAGUUUGACUUAAAGAACAAUUGCAUUUACUGGGCUGACAUUGAAACUGAUAAAAUUAAUCGACAAUGCUUUAACAACGGAACAGUACAAGAAGUCAUUGUUGAUACCGACUUAGCCAGCAUCGAAGGAAUGGCUUUAGAUUGGAUUUCAAACGUGUUAUUCUUCGUCGAUGGAAUGCGAAAAAAAAUCGAAGCCGUUAGAACUGACUUAACUAUCGCAGGCCGAAUGAGGGUCACUAUUCUCGACAAUAAGGUUUUAUCCAAACCCAGAGGUAUCGCUGUUCAUCCUAAAGCGGGGUACCUAUUUUGGACUGACUGGGAUAGAAGCAAUCCCACUGUAUCCAGGUCUAACCUUGAUGGUAAAAAUGUUAAGAAAUUAUUCGGAAAGCCAAUAGUUCAAUGGCCGAAUGGAAUAACUAUAGAUCAGAUGGCCGAGAGAAUAUACUGGGUAGACGCUAUGGAAGACUAUAUAGCUAGCGCCGAUUUGGACGGCAGAUAUUUUAAGCGCAUUCUUUGGAGAGACGAGAAAGUAUCUCAUCCGUUUGCUGUGGCUGUAUUAAAAGGGAAGAUGUACUGGGACGAUUGGAAAGCGAAGUCCAUCUUUAUUGCUGAUAAAGACUCCGGUGACAAUGUUAUAACGAUUAACAAUUCAUUCUCUGGUUUGAUGGACUUGAAAGUGUUCGCGCAUUUCGUUCAGCACGGUAGCAAUGCGUGCUCGUACAAGAAUACUAGUUGUGACACUAUGUGCCUGGGCGGGCCUGGGAAAGGGUUCAGCUGUUUGUGUCCGAACGGGUUUACUAUGACGAAUGGGAAGUGUAUGUGCUCCAACGGGUUGGAGCCGUCCGCUAAUAUGACUUGUAAGAAGAAGGAGGGCGCUUCUUGUGACGCUGACCAAUUCACCUGCACUAACGGCAUGUGCAUCACAGCAUCUUGGCAAUGCAACGGCAACAACGACUGCGGGGACUUGUCCGACGAGAUAGGGUGUCCCCUCUGCGCCGCGCCCAUGUUGUCCUGCGAUGACGCGUCGCGUUGUUACCUACCGCAGUGGAAAUGUGAUGGCGAAGCGGACUGUCCCGAUUUCAGUGACGAGAAAAACUGCACGAGACCGAACUGCACCGAAAGUCAGUUCCAAUGCGCCACGGGCAUGUGCAUCUACAAGAAGUGGGUGUGCGACGGAGACAACGAUUGUCACGACGGCUCGGAUGAACGCAACUGUAAUUCGACAUCAAAACGGCCCACCAUCAGCACUUGCAACGAAAACGGUUUCCCCUGCAGCAAAGACGCUAACCCCAUCUGCAUUCCCAACUCGUGGGUGUGCGACGGAGAGAGAGACUGCCCCAGCGGUGAGGAUGAAAAGGACGACAAAUGUAGAAACUCUACAUGUGCGCCGUCUAUGUUUAGAUGUCCGAGCGGAAAGUGCAUAUUUAAGUCUUGGGUAUGUGACGGUGAGAACGAUUGUUCCGACACCGAUUCAUCCGACGAACAAAAUUGCACGUAUCCAGGAACCAGCGGGCAAUCGAAACUGAUCCCGCGACCGGCCGAGAAAGCGGACUUCCCGUCAAACGGGACGUGCUUGGACUGGAUGUUUAAAUGCGAGAACAACAACUGUCUGCCUUACUGGUGGCGUUGCGACGGCAUCAAUGACUGCGGAGACAAUUCCGAUGAAUUAGGCUGUGGUUCCUUAAUCAUCGACGCAAGCACGCCAGCGCCUGAGCUUGAGAUUAAGGACAAGAAGUGUUCUAAGACUCAGUUCACUUGUUCGACUGGCAUAUGCAUCCCCCUAUCCUGGGUGUGCGACACGGCCGAAGACUGCCCGAACGGCGAGGACGAGCGCAACUGCCAGCGCCGCGGCCCCGGCUCCCGGCGCCGCUGCGGCCCCGACGAGACGCCCUGCGACGACAACCGCGGCUGUGUGCGCUCCGACCGCGUGUGCGACCGCCGGCAGGACUGCGCCGACGGCAGCGACGAGAUGCACUGCGAGGUGUGUACCCACGGCCGCCCAGACAUCACAAAAUGCCCUGGGGGCUACACGCUCUGCGGCGACGGCAUGCUCUGCAUAUCGGAGGUGUCGGUGUGCAACGGCCAUCAGGACUGCUACGAUGGCAGCGAUGAGAGCAACUGCACCAGCGAAGCUCCUGGGCACGGUAUCCAGAUCCUAGGCAUCGGCGUAGACCAGCCAUCGAUAAACGCCAGCAGCUUCCUCAUAUCGUUCUGGAUGUCGCAACAAAAGAUGUUCAUCUACAGCUUCCUGCCCUCCAUAUCGAAGGUGUCGGACGGCGUGUGGACCAACAUGACGUGGAUCCACGAGAGCACUUUCAGAUUCACGGGUUUGGAGCCUUACACACAAUACAACGUGACCUUCUACAUCCAGGACACCAGAACGAAUAAAACUUAUCCAUCUUUGAAGUUUGUCAAUACUACUACUGGCGAAGGACAACCCUCACCACCCUUAAAAGUGAGCGUAGCCCAGCUUACUGGCAGUCGCAUCCUGGUGGAGUGGGACCCCCCGGCGUCCCCUAAAGGCCAGAUCCAAUACUACACGGUGUCCUACAGCCCACCCGUGCCUCCCAUGGACAAGAAGACCAAGGGAGAUGACACGAAUAUGACCAUCAAUGGUUACUUCCGGCCGAACAUGAACUAUUCCUUCUGGAUAACAGCCACCAACGGCGCCUACACAUCCGAACCUUCCCCCGUAAUGACGAUCACUUUCGACGACGUCGGCGACGUCGACGAUCUCAAUCACAUCGGCGUCACACGCAUUAAUGAAAGCACAGCCCUUCUCACUUGGGACAAGAUCAAAGGCAUUGAAGGCUUUAAGUUAGUCGUGCGACCGCCUGCGCCUAGCUAUGUGCCUUGGGACACGAUUACUACCAACGCGACUAAUAUUACGCUAACAAACCUCCCAACCGGCGUCCACAUCGACGUCGACAUAAUGGCGUACAAAGGAACCAUCACCGGCCACCCUCUUACCAUCUUCCUCAAACCAGAGGGCACUAUCGAUGACGUCAUUAACAGUACCGCGUACCUUAUCAAGGAGAAACGGACGUCAGUCAAGUUGGAGUGGUCACCCCCGACUAGUGACAGAUAUAAGGGGAAGGAGUUGGAAUACGCGGUGUAUUACAAUGAUGUGAUGCAUACUAGGAUUCCAGGGAAAGAAACUAAGAUUACGACCAAGCAGACGAGCAUGCAGAUAGACGACCUGCACGCGUGCGAGAGUUACAUAUUCGCCGUAACACUCGCCAACGGACCCAUCGCCAAGAUACACGAGAUCAUGACCCGCGAGAAUGCCAAGGCCCCGAUAAAGAAUCUUCACGUCGUACUCAUAUUCAACGCCAACAAAACUAAGAUGGAAAUCUUAUGGAACGCAAACUGUGACGUCAUACACGAGGCAGUGACCUACAGACUGGACAUAACGGAGCUGACCCGCAACAAAGUGAGCCGCUACGAGCUCAAGCCGACGACGAAAGUGUCGCUGUCUCACUCCAUCGAAAACGUGGCGAUUGGCGGCCGGUAUAACAUCUGCAUAUCUGCUAACGUACGUUCAGCGGCCGUGACGUGUAAACACGUCCUCGGGCAGCAGCUACCGACGCCGUCCGCCGUCGUGGCGUGGCUCGCGCCCAACGGACACCUCAUGGUCAACUGGGAGAACCGCCGCGAGGACAUCGACCACAAAUACAAAUACGAAAUUAUAGUGUCCGAAACCGAAAUCCCCGAGGACCUGCUACACCCAACCGCCUCAAUGCGGACGGAGAUCGCCUCACACUCCCCUCGACUCAUCACCGUGCCCGUCGCCCGCGGGCCGCUGUACUGCGCCGUGCGAGUCGUGUCCGAAGACGGUUAUUAUAGCGACAUCAGCGAAGUGCACACUUUGGAGAUGUUAGGAUCGGCAGAGCCGGAGCAAGCGGCAACAUCGGCGCUGUGGUGGGGCGGCGGCGCGGCGCUGCUGGGCGCCGUGCUGCUGGGCGGCGCGCUGCUGCACGUGCUGCUGCGCAACCGCCGCCUCGCCAGCUCGCUGCUGCGCUUCAGCUACGACAGCAGGCGCGGGCAGGCCACCAUCGGCGACCAAGACGACGACGACGUGCCUCCAAUCCACGGUUUCUCCGACGACGAGCCGCUCGUGAUCGCGUAGUGAGGUCUUGUGAAUAGUCAAUAGCUGGGAACAUAACAAUGUUACAUGAACAAACAAAAUAAACGGAGACACCCUAUUGUAAGUUACUCAAAUUCCAAUGUUAUCUUAUUGUUUCUUAACUUUCUACGCCAUAGUCUCUUCUAAAUUAAGGCGUUACUACAGCUUUUAUGUAAAAAUAAUAUUCAGGCAUUUGAAGCGACAUUUUAAAAAGUAUAUUACAUCUACGACUUUGGACAGCUGGCUAAAUCCAAAUAUAAAUAAUGAGAGUAGAUUAGAAAUUUUUGGAAAUGGGAAUACUUCUGGAAGGGUUAUUGACAAAAUUAUCGCUGUAUUUUGCUUUCUAACCGACUGCAGGGUUUUUUAUUUUAUGUCAUUUUUUUUUCAUUAAGUACCAAUGCAUUAUAUCGCGGUAAAUUCUAAUUAACUAGCUUUUUUGACUAAAGCAAAACAAUGUUGAUAAAUGUGAUAGAUAUUUACUGACUGUGUAAUAUUUUUAUAUUCCUAGUAUGAAUAGUAUUAACGCAUAUGCCCUAACCGAAAAAUACUUCGAUGAUAAUUUUGUAUCGAUAAAAUGGGUUACGGCGGCUGGCAUAUUACAGAAAUUAGUGUCUUAUUACAAAUACAAUAAGGUUGAUGUUUAAUGUGUCUCAAAAUACAUUUGCUUUUUUUGGUACUAACUUUAACUAUGCAGUUCGAUGUUAGUCUUUUGAGAACAGUUUUAAAAUAUUUAUCUUAUGUGUUAUGCAUUAUAGAGAAAAAAAUAAAAGAUUCGCUUCAGAAUUAAAAUAAAGUUUAAAAAAAAGUAAGAAUUUUGUACAUUUGCCCGCCAUUUCCUAUCUCUGUCGCACGCGCAUAAUUAUAGUGGCUGUACCGCUCGCACAGUGGCAUUGACCGCCGUCAUCAUGGGCGGGACAGCUAUAUAAUUACGCGCGUGCGAAGAGAUAGGAGAUUGCGGGUCAAUAUGUACGAAAUUCUUCGUACCUUCUUCGACCGAAAAUAUACAUCAGUCAGUUGCGUUUUCGUGAGUUCUCAUUAUUAUAAGAAAUCUCAAGUAUUUUAUUUGCCAGUAUGCGUUUAGGAUAUAUAUUAUAUUUAAAUGAUAAUUUUAUUUAUACUUUGUAUUGCGGUUGUUGAAAUAAUUUAUGUGGCAGUGAAAAAACGAAUUAUUAGUUUGACAACAACUUCAAUACGUUAUAAAUUAUUUAUGUUAAUAGCUAUUGAUUAGCCCAGAGUAUUAUUAUGUUUUAAACAUAGUUAUUGAGCGUUUUCUAAAAUAAAUAUUGAAAAUCACACACACACUCACAGAUAUUAGUGUUUUUGGGUUCAUUCAACUCAGAAUCACUAGCAUAUUCAAUCCUGAUGAUUAAAAAAAUGUCCCGAAAAUUUGUAUGAAAAUUGUACAUUCCACUACGUCACGCACAUACAAGUAAUAAAAAAUACACACAAACGUGACGUAAUGGAAUGGACAUUUUGGGACAUCUUUUUUUAAUGGCAGGAUAGAGAAUGCUGUCGAUUCUGAGUACAAUAAGCCCAAGAAUGUCCAGAUUUGAAAGAAUCAGGUUUUCAAUAUUUAUUUUAGAAAACGCCCUAAUAUUACAGAAUGGUGGUUGUAAUUCUUGUUUUUCUUAAUAUGUAAAGUUCGUAUUAAGAAAAAUGUGUAAUGAAAACGGGCUGUAACUUGUAAGACUUGUUGUUUGUAUUGUUUAAAUAAGGUCAAUUCUAAUUUAAUGAUUUGUUAUUGUUUUGAACUGGUUUUGAUACUGACUAAGCUAAUCGCUAAUGCGUGAGCAAUCUUCAAGAUAUCAAAAUAAGAUCAAACCCGUAACAAGUUGUUAAAUCAGAAUCAGGCUCGGAGUUUUAUUUACCUUGCUCAUUUCGAUAUCGUUGUAGUUAUAAAAGACAACCCAACUUUUGAGUCAGGUUUCACGCCAAAGACCUAUAAUGUAGAAGUACAAUUGUAUUUAACUAACGUAUUCGUGAUACAAGAUCUCUGAGGUACUAGUGUGAUACGUUUAGUGUGAUGAUAUCUGUCUUUUUUUAAUCAGUUUAGUGUGACAAAGUUAGAAUUAUGAUUGAAAUAGACAUAGUAAUAACCCGAACUUUUGUUUAUUUGGUGUCAAAAUGUUAAGAAAUGACUGUCAUAUAACAUUUGCAAUACUCUUUCCACAACGAAACACAUUUCGUUGGGUGACAAGCAAAAGUCACUAGUGAACCGUAUUAUUAUCGGGAUAAGGUUGAUUUUUGUUUAAUAAUUUUUCAGUAAUUAGUGAGUUUUGCUUGUUAUCCGACGAUUUGUUUCAUAUACCUAUAACAUUUUUAUUCAAUUCAAUUUGACUAUGUACUGUCUAAUAAUAUUUACUGUCUAAAAAUGUUUUCAAAAACGCUUUUAUUAAGCGUUACUAUUAAGACGGAAAGAUUUAUUCAUGUCUGUAGGUACAGUUGCAAUCAGAUAUAUCGGGGCGGCCAAGGCGCUCACAAAUAUCUGAGCACGCCUCUAUUGUCAAGGCGCUAGAGUGCGUGUUCAGAUAUUUUUGAGCACUUUGGCAGCUCCGAUAUAUAUGAUGGCGACUCUUUGUACCCCUUGUCACACCUGGUCACAUUUGGCUAACCCCUCCCCCCCUAGUGUGACGUCACAUAUUUGUCAAUUUUGUUUUCAACGAAAUCAACAAUAUCAAUUAGUUUUUAUUAUUUUAAUAAAAAAUACUUUUUUGACAAAAGCGUUGUUAGAAAUUUAUAACACGAACCCGAUUAGGAAUAAUUACAACAUGAAACUGUUAAGAAAAAAAUCAAAACCGUUUUUGGUUACAGAUGUAGUUAAAGUGACGUCACAAAGUUUGUGACACCCCUCCCCCUUGUCACAACAUGUCACAUUUUCUUGACCCCGUCCCUCCCCGUAACUGUGUGACGUAAUUAAUGGAUUAGCCCUUAGACGGACUAUAGAUGCUGUUUAAAUUACCUAUCAUCACUUUAUUAAAAUGUGGUUGUUUAACAAUUAUCAUGCUAGGACCCUCGUCAAACAGCUAGUGAUCGUUAGUUUAGAUCUCGACAUUCCUUCAGUUGGGUCAGAUAGAUUAAUUUGCUUAGUUCCUAUAGGACAUUUUGUAAAACUCUGUUUUAUUAUAUGUUUUUUAUGAUGCGUUCGAUUAUUUUUCGUUAUGUACGAGUUAGUCAUAAAAUUGUAAACAAGUAAAUGAAGAAAUAAAACUAUCAUAUUUA